AUAAUAAAUAGGCAGAGUUUUCCAUCGACUCUCGGUCAGAGUUUCUCCACGAAAAAGUUCGGAGCGAUGCGAUGUUUCGAGUUGUACGGGCUUUGGGCCUCGCCAAGAUAGUAAUAUGUGUUUUCAUCACAGCGUGGCCCAAACAGACAUCAGUGGUCUUUGCCCAACGGCUCGAUAGCAAAGGAGAAAAAGUCUUCACCAACGAAUGGGCGAUACGGGUGGAGGGAGGCAUCGAGACCGCCAAACGAAUAGCCAGAUCUCAUGGAUUUGACAAAGUUGAACCGAUCGGUACCUUGGAGGGCUUUUAUCAUUUAGAACAUGCAGAAGAACCACAUCGCUCGAGACGAAGCGCAGAAGGGCGAACAGAAAGACUCAUGCAAGACCCUAAAGUGAUAUGGGCGGAACAACAACACGAGAAAAUCCGCGUCAAAAGGGGCCACUUUCACGACCGCAUGAUAGCGAGAGGCAUCGUGCCUCGCUUCACGGACCCACUGUGGGAUGCUCAGUGGUAUCUGGACGAUAAGCGAGCGGAUCAAGACUUGGAUGUACACGUUCUUCCUGUUUGGAAUCAAGGCAUUACUGGAAAGGGUGUUGUUGUUACAAUUCUUGACGAUGGUAUUGAACAUAACCACACGGAUCUCAUCAGAAACUACGAUCCUCAAGCUAGCUGGGAUGUUAAUGGUGAAGACGGUGAUCCGUUUCCACGUUAUGAUCCCACAAAUGAAAACAAACACGGUACCCGCUGUGCAGGAGAGGUUGCGGCUCAAGCAAACAAUACCAUAUGUGGAGUGGGUGUGGCAUACAAUGCUAAGAUAGGAGGUGUGCGCAUGCUUGACGGCCGAGUGACUGACAAAGUGGAAGCUGCCUCGCUUAGUCUUAAUCCCCAGUUUAUUGACAUCUACUCCGCAAGCUGGGGGCCUAGUGACGACGGCGCGACUGUGGAGGGACCUGGGACUCUGGCAGCUGCUGCGUUUGAAAAUGGAAUCACAAAGGGUCGCGGUGGACUGGGUUCGAUCUUCGUCUGGGCGUCAGGAAAUGGCGGGAGGCAUGAGGACAGUUGUAACUGUGAUGGAUACACAGACAGUAUCUACACUCUAUCAAUCAGUUCAGCCUCCGAUCAUGGCGAGUCACCUUGGUACUCAGAGAGCUGUUCCUCUACUCUGGCCACUACAUUCAGUAGCGGAGCACACGGAGAGAAAAGAAUUGUCACAACCGACUUACAUAACGAAUGCACUGAAAGACAUACGGGAACUUCUGCUUCUGCCCCAUUGGCUGCUGGGAUUAUAGCUCUUGCACUGGAGGUCAACCCUCGUCUUACAUGGCGUGACAUCCAGCAUAUUGUUGUGUGGACAUCAAACUGGGAACCUCUUAAAAACGAUCAGGAUUGGAGUCCAAAUGGAGUCGGACUGCAUGUCAAUAGAAAGUUCGGGUUCGGUCUGUUAGUUGCGGAAAAGAUAGUUGAACUAGCCAAACCUACUACGUUUAAAACUGUUCCUGAAAAGACCAUUUGCCGAGGACAAAUAAACCAGGAUCGCAAGCCCAUCAAAUUUAACGAGCCUUUAAAGAUAACAAUGCAUUCUAAUGGCUGCACAGGAACUGGAGCCGAGAUUCGUUACCUAGAACACGUACAGAUCCUGCUAAGUUUGGAUUACACAAGGCGCGGGGACCUUGUCGUGUACCUGACAUCCCCAAUGGGAACCAAAUCCUGCUUACUGUCCCCUAGAAAAGAGGAUCUCUCCGACGAGGGCUUCACAAAGUGGCCCUUCAUGACAACGCAUUCAUGGGGCGAGGAUCCUAGAGGGACCUGGACUAUAGAGAUAAAGGACCUCGGUGAUAAUAGACCCAAUCACGGCACGCUAACCGAAUGGCAGCUCAUUUUACACGGAACCAAAGAAAAACCCAACCAUCAACCUAUUGAACACCCAGACAAACCACGCGACUCGGUUCCAGUGCCCGUUUCCUCGGCGCCUCCUCCUCAGUUUCAUCAAGUGCCCAGUGGACCGACUUACACAUUUGCUUCUCCUCCUUCGCCUCCGCCUCCGCCUCCGCCUCCAGCUCCAUCUACAGCACCCGUUAAAUACAUAUCACCUCAAGUGGUAACCUACAUGUCCACAACCUCUCCAGCUUCAAACUCGGCCGUCUUGACACUUGCUGCCCAAUCAGUAGUACCAUUACAUGAAGCCCCCAAACAACCAAGCAACUCAUUUAUAGCGAACAAUAAACAGACUGGUCAAACACAGAACACAAUAAAUGAACAGCAACCUAAUCUAGCACAGCUUAGUGCUCAAGAAGCUAUGUACUCCCCUUUACAAUCCCUGCACAGUAACUUUGUACCUGCGGAAUACCACCAGAAUCAAAUAGCCAAUUAUUAUCACUAUGUGGCGCCUGGAAAUCCUCGAGGUUAUAUUGCUCAAGUGAACCCUGCAGUACCACAAGCUAACGACCAGCUGGGAUAUCAACAAAUAGCCGGUUGGAGACAAGCCAGUGCAUAUCGUAAUCCGUUACAAUACAAUAGUUACAAUAAUUACCUGCGAACUUUAGGAAGAAGGGGUGCGGGACGGUCUUAUAUAGAAUACCUUAAAACCAAGAAGAACAAGUUAAAAACGGGUAGUUAACGAGUUGGAAUUUUUUUAUGCAUCUCAAUAGCGCGUGUAAAAUAUUUGGUAAAGGCUCAAUUAAUUAAAUAACUUGGUUUUUUUUUCUAUAAAUGUGUUACUCGGUGAGUAACUUCGGCGAGGUUAAGAGGGAAAUACAAAGAUUCUGUAACGUUACCAAUGACUCUAAAACAGAUGAAACACAACUAGAAUGGUAGCUAGAGUCGUCCCGGAACAUUUCUUUCUGUCACGGAAGCGUUGUGUGACGAAAUCCUACUGGUGUACAAGAUAAAUCCAGUCUCCUAAGUUCAGCUGGCUGGGCGGGGAACUGAGUACCAGUGGAAACUAAAGGAAAAUGAAAUGAGCUGCAAAACUCUGGCACAUCAAUAAACUUGUGCAAAGCGAAACGAGGCAAAACAGAAUCUUGCAAAGAAUUUGGUCCCCUUAAAAUAAUCGGCCUGAAAAAUUACUUAACCGUUCCUACUCGCCUUCAUGGUCCAUCCCUGAGCUGAGCUGAAUGUUGACAAUUGACGGUGGAAAGUCCCAGGAUGACUUCCAUGAUGAAAAGGUCGAGGAUAUUCGUCGGAAAAUUGGAAUUAAACCCCUAAAAGAGUCAAAACUGGGGCGUCGCUCGAGCUUUAUCCCCCCCUCCCCCAGCUCCCCGAGUAGAAAGUAUGGUAGUUACAUGUUAUUCGGUUUACGUUACUUGAGCUCCACGAUUGUUUCAAAAUAUUUCGUACAACCAGCUGUAGUCAGUUAUCGAAAUCGUGGUGUUUUCUCUUUGAACAAUAAGAAGCAGACCUAGAACUAUUUGCGCGUUCUCCUAAUCCCUACAAUAAAAAAGCCCAACUCCUUAGAAACUUUUGACUGACCACGUCACACGAAAUCUUCCAAACGUUUUAGCAAUGUAGGAAAAUUCAAACCUUGAAGAUCUUUUUUUGAAGCUAGAAAACACGAGACCCGAUGGUAAAACCAUAAAGGACAACAGACAGUUCGAUUUGGAACGAUUGUAACGAAUUACAUUGUGAACACAUUCAAUUUCUUUCUUAGCACUAGGCCUUUUUCCCUUUCAAUGCGGUUAACAGUUAAUAAUUCUUUGAGCUCUCCUAUGUGGGCAAGCUUAAAAGGGUCACUUCCUGUAAAUACGUCAUAGUAUAGUUUUUUUUUAAAUAUGGCAUAUCAGUAGGUGCAUAUUCAUUGAUUAUAAAAAAAGUCAACAGUGACACAACCAAGACAUCAAUUAACAGUGUCGGAAAUCAAUACGAAUCAGGGUCACUUUAAUGGAUGGUAUUAAACCAAAGGAUGGUAUUCCUUUGGUAGAAUAACUGUAGUGUUGAAGAUUUGAAAAUAAAUUUAAAGGGGAGUUUUCUAGUAA
Molecule: messenger RNA, 3969 nt
Organism: Orbicella faveolata
Lineage: Eukaryota; Metazoa; Cnidaria; Anthozoa; Scleractinia; Merulinidae
Product: neuroendocrine convertase 1-like
Biological process (GO): protein processing
Cellular component (GO): membrane
Molecular function (GO): serine-type endopeptidase activity
Source: RefSeq, a predicted model, not a curated record